Messenger RNA from Aspergillus calidoustus, 1569 nucleotides. NCBI's taxonomy places the organism in Eukaryota, Fungi, Ascomycota, Eurotiomycetes, Eurotiales, Aspergillaceae. The record is from the annotation of a GenBank genome assembly.
AUGAUGCACCCAUCGAGACAGGCCUACGUGGAGGAGGCCAAUGAAAUGGAAGGCAUCAACUUGGCUGAUUUGCCCGUCGACCGCGACUAUGUUAUCCCCCCAUCUAUGGCCGGUGUCCCGGCAGAGAAGGCGUCCGCCAUCUUCUCCCAGUUCGAACGCAAACGAAGAGCCGCCGCGAUGGCAGUACCGACGGACGAUACUCGUGUGCGCGCGCGACUACGAGAGCUCGGGGAACCCAUCACGCUAUUUGGCGAAGGCCCGGCGGACCGGAGAGAUCGAUUGAGAGAGCUCUUGACGGACAUUGCAGAGCAGCAAGAAGCUGCAGCAGCGGAGGAGGAUAUUGAAAUGGAGGAGGCUGCAGAUGAGGAAGAGGGGGAACAACAGGAAGAAUUUUACACUGAGGGCACCGAGGAUCUAUUGAAAGCUCGGAAGGACAUUGCGCGAUUCUCGCUGCCGCGCGCGAAGGCCCGCGUGGCUCGACAACGAGAAGAGUCGACGAUUCCGCUACGGACACAUAUCAAGCACAGAAAGGCGAUCAAGGAGAAACUACAUAACUUCGACCUCUACGGGUCUCAGAUUGCGGGUGACCGGCCAGUCAGCAUUUGUCGGUUUGCGCCGGAUGGCCAGACGAUAGCUACCGGUAACUGGGGUGGCGGUAUUCGUUUGCUAACGGUGCCGAAUCUCGAGGAGAAGCUCUCUGUCAAGGGUCAUACUGAUCGAGUCGGGGGUCUGUCCUGGUUUCCGGGAGCUACACUUCCUGAAUCGAAUGUGUCCGAAUCAUCUGUCAACCUUGUGUCUGGUGGAGGGGAUGGAAAUGUUUGUCUGUGGUCUCUCAACAACGACAAGCCGCUGGCAACACUCGAGGGCCAUACAGAACGUGUAUGUCGGACCGAGUUUCAUCCAUCGGGAAAAUACCUCGCCUCGGCAUCUUAUGACACAACAUGGCGGUUAUGGGAUGUUGAGACAACAACGGAGCUAUUACUCCAGGAAGGCCACUCGCGGGAAGUUUACACAGUUGCGUUCAACAACGACGGAUCUCUCCUAGCGAGUGGUGGUCUCGACAGUAUUGGGCGUGUCUGGGAUCUCCGGACGGGCCGUACAGUAAUGAUUUUGGAGGGUCAUAUUCGAGAAAUCUUCGGACUAGACUGGGGAGUGGAUGGGUAUCGAAUACUCUCCGGUUCCGGAGAUGGCUGGGUGAAGUGCUGGGACUUGCGCCAGGUCAAGAACUCUGGCGGAAUCGGCGCGCAUAAGAGUGUGGUGUCCGAUGUGCGAUGGUACAAGGGAACCGAAUCGGAGACAGCGUCUUUCCUGCCGACCACCGAGGGACAGGCUUCGCGUAUGGAGGUCGAUGGAGCCCCGGCUCCUGUACAGCCGAAGAAAUCUGGGACAUUCUUUGUUACGAGUGGGUUCGACAAGAAUGUUAAUAUCUUCAGCGCAGACGACUGGUCCCUAAUCAAGACAUUGAGCGGGCACUCGGGCAAUGUGCUCAGCGCCGAUGUCAGUUACGAUGCGCAGUGGAUUGCCAGCUGCGGACAUGACCGGACGGUGAAGUUGUGGGGGAUUGAAUGA